Actinia tenebrosa (Australian red waratah sea anemone) is the source of this 1948-nucleotide messenger RNA. RefSeq lists its product as uncharacterized. The record is from RefSeq and is a predicted model, not a curated record. Lineage: Eukaryota; Metazoa; Cnidaria; Anthozoa; Actiniaria; Actiniidae.
UUGUUUCCUAAAUAUCAUUAGAACAGAGAUGUAGAAAGAGAUUUUUCCCAAUUUUAAUCGUAUGAUUAAUACUAAAAUGUCUACUCUAUCCUAUCCACUUGCUCAACCACUAGCUUAUGAUCCCUCUUUCAAAGUGGAAGUAAGGCUUCAUGAACCGCUUUGGAAAGUCCAGUUCUCGGCUGACGAUGUGGCUUUGGAGCUCUUGACUUUGUGUUCCCAGUUAGAAGUUCUUUGCAAGAAGGAAUAUACGACAUCAUCAGGGAAACUCGAUGUUGCUCACAAAGUAGAAUAUCAAAAUAAGUUUGAACCAAAAGCUCAAGUUCUCAUUGAAAAGAUGAAGAAGAUGCUACUUUUCUUGCCUGAACCACAGCCAUCUCUUUUGGAGUACAUGCGUCAGACUGGUCUCACUGUAUUGUUUCCAAAAGUUGCUUCCUAUCUAUCUAGUCCUGAAAGACCACAGUUCUUUGCACAAAAAUCAGCCAUGGAUGGAUAUUUCCAGCAGUUUGCAAUGCUGAACCAAAUGGUGACUCUUUGUCAACAACUCAACAGUGAUGUUUUUAACUUGACAAACCACAAAUAUGUGGCACAUCAGACAGCACUUCUUUACCAAGCUCUAAACCAAGCAGGGACCAGCAUGGCUGACUUUAAAAAGAAUGUUGAAGGGAAUUUUAAAGCCUUGAAGUUAAGUUUGCAUGUGACUGAUAAAGAUGCUGUUCCGAGACUACCUCAGGAACAGAAAGAAUGGAUGAAUUAUGUAACAUCAACUGUUCUGGAUAAAAUAACAUCACUGCCUCCAAGUUUCUUACAGCCAAUGAUGUCUGCCAUGGUGUACGUUGAGCAACAACGCCAGUAGAAAAAAAUUCCUUUAUUCAUUAACCUGCUAACCAAGGUUCCUCCUUCUCUUCCUAUCUCACUCCCCAGAUCGGAGGAAAGAAACAUUCCCCCUCUUUUUUACCAAAGAUUGAGGGACCUUAGCAAGCAGGCUAUAAAUUUCUAGACAUUUUAGCCAGUUUUGCAUGACUAAAGGAUUUAGAAUACUAGCUGUCAAAUCGUCUUGCUAUGAAUGCACAUUUAUUAACACAUACUUACACAGACUCCCAGCUUCUUGGAGAACAGCAACACCCAGUGCACCUAUAAAAAUAAUAACACCCUCACGUCGCCAUGCUCACAUUCACUUUUAAAAUGCUGUGUUAUAGUAUACUUUACAUGCAAUUUGGCAACACAUUAGGGUGCUAAAUUCAAAGCAUAUAGUAUUAUGUAUCAUUCGUUGAGCCUGUAUAAUUGAACGUAUUGUCUUCUGGACAAUCUUUUUAUCUUGGUUGUUGUUACUCAUGGAACAACAGGCAGUAGGCAGUUGUUAUACCCCUUCUCACAGGCUCUAGAUCUCCAGACAAUAGCCAUACAAAAGUACAAGCCUAACAGGGGUAAAAUAGUUUGGUUUCUUGAGUUCUUGGUGCCAUUUUUAAGCAAGGAAAAAAAUCUAAAAGUGUAUGUUUUUGACUUUUACUUACAUGAAGAGAGACAAUAGCUAUUUAUUGAGUUGAUAAAUAUUUUUUGAUUUUUAAAAUAUACACAGCAAACUCGUGAUUACUGAUAUCUGUUGAUACUAAUUAACAAUUGUGGAGAACCCUAAAAAGUGGAGGGGGAAUUAGAUUGAAAAAUAUAAUAACAUAGAGCUAUGUGGUCUCUCUUGAUACCGAUUACAAAUACAUAUAUUCUAUUUUGUCAAUUUUCAGCACAGACUAAGCAAGAACAUUCAUCAUACAUCCAUCUAUUGAUCAUAAAAUACACCUAGUAUAAAGUAGUACUAUUUUAUUAUUUAUUUAGCUUCUAAUUUUUGCCUUUAUAGGUUAUUUAACCUAGUUCCUGCAUAGCAGUUGUGAAAAAAUUGUAACAAAAUUAACUCAUAAAAGUAAAAUAAAGAUUAGCACCAAUUAAUAAUCAAAAA